Messenger RNA from Musca domestica (house fly), 3496 nucleotides. RefSeq lists its product as uncharacterized. Bases 916 to 2994 code for a protein of 692 amino acids. The record is from RefSeq and is a predicted model, not a curated record. The transcript is spliced from 10 exons. NCBI's taxonomy places the organism in Eukaryota, Metazoa, Arthropoda, Insecta, Diptera, Muscidae.
UGCAACGUGCUACUCGCAGCAACUGGUCGCACGUUCGUUUUCUCCCUUAUGCGCUGCCGUUGAGAUUUUGUGAUUUUGCGAAGAAGCGAGCGAGCGAGCGAGCGAGCGGAAAACGGACAAACAUCUAAACCCAACCAAAACAGCAACACGAAAAAUCGGAAAAUCAUCAUUGUUUCGUUUUGCUCGGCCAGAUCGUGAUUUCGUUUGCGGCAUUCAUACAAACAUCGGUCGGUUGGUCGUUUGGUCAGUCAGUCAGUCACUCUGUCGGUUGUGUCGUCAACUGUUGUCGGUCGUUACGCAGGAAAUUGUCGUCUUACCAAAAAAAAAAACAAAGAGAAAAAAUCAAGUGAAACAAAGGACAAUCGUCGGGAUAUUUUCCAAACAUCCCAACAAUCGCGCAGCAGGCUCCGUGGCCAAACAUCCAUCAGCAGCAGCAGAAACAGUUCAAGAGUCGUGUGUGAAUUUGGGCUCAACAAAGCCAAACGGAACAAAACAAAAAAUUAAUAAAAUAAUUACAAUUUGUGUUUACAACAGACCGCGAGAGACGGGCCGGGCCUUACGCACAGAGACAAAAGACAGCUCGUAACUCAACUGCCUGUUCUUCUGCCUCUGGUUCUGCAACAUCAGAGCUACGACAGUCAAAUUUAUGCAAAUGCCUUCGCAGGUGUGUGAGUAAAUGUCUGACUGCCUCAGUGAGAUAUUCAGUGAGUGAGCGAACGAGCAAGCGACUGAGUGAGUGAGUGAGUGAGUGAGUGAGCAAGUAGUGAGUGUGGCAAGUGGAAAACAAAACAACAACAAUAACAACGAGGAGGAGAUACGACGAUUCACACGUGCUUCAAUUCGGUGUAACGGUAACAGAUCUAAAUCGAAUAGCCGAGAAAAGUCCUGCUGAUUCAGAUUUUAUUGACUGCGACAAUGUCGAGGCAUUCAAUGAGCACCAAGGAAGCAGAAUUGUUAACCACAGCCACCAGGACCCAUUUGAAAAGAGUUUCAACAAAAGCCACAGCUCCCCCCACCUUCAGCAGCAGCAGCAGUAGUUACUUUGACCAUAAUCGCAGCCGGAGCAGUUAUCGAGGCUUCAGCAUUAGCAGCAGUAUUUGUUGUUUUUGGCCAUCUUGCCUUUGCUGGCACUUCUUGGUAUCCUUCUAUUGCUGCCUUUUUGUUUGCAUUGUGCAACAUUGCGGCACUGAGGCGGAAAUCGCUUCGGUUGGUGCUAUUUCCGGUGGUGGCGCUGGUGCAGCCGGUGUGAGUGCCAUUGGCAUGGGCGUUAUGGGUACCCUGACGGCUGUGGGUAAAGCUGUUAUAAAUGGCGACACUGCAGCAGCUACUAAUGACGAUGACGACGAUGGAGGAGGCGAAGGUGGGGGAGGAGAAGGUGGUGGCACAAUUGGCGCUAGUUCGAUACUCUCCAAUAAUUUCGACAGUCAAGAUUGUACUUCACGUAAAUUCCAGAGCAUGGCUAAGAAUAUUGAUGACAUCGAAGAUUUGGAAUUGGGCGUGCCGGUGAAUAUUGCAUUUGACAAACGCCAAAGGAAAAGAUUUGUACUGCAUUUGAAUACAUCGACGCCCUUAAAUAUAAAUUUCUCACAAAUUGUGGCACGCAAACUGUACUUUAAUCAGACGAUAAAUCUGCUGCGUUCCAGCAAAAAUGCCCAACAUUCGAUAACCCUGACUUGUGCCCUUCGUGGCCAGUAUGAUAUUUUUGUGCAGGCCCGUCACAGGGGUUCGGUGAAAAUCGAGGCCAUUGGUUUGCACCCGCAGGCCAAUUGGCCGCUAUUGAAUCGGACACAUCGCAUUACCAUACGAAGUCAAAAUCGAAUACGAAAACGCCAAAUGAUUGUCAAAUGGGACAAGAGCAAGUUUGAUUCGCAUGCAGUCCAGUAUUGUCUGGUGGUCAGCACGAGAAAUGCCCAUAAAGAUUUCUGUCAGGCAGUUGAUGAGUUUUUGACAUCGCCCUCGGCAAAUCGUAGAAAUUCAAUGGGAGUUUGUCAACAACCCCUAACCAUAGAAUCGAUAUUGUCCAGGCCAGCUGAGAGGGCCAAGAAAAUCGAUCCCCACACCACAAAUGUCAUUUGCACCGGCAGUCGUACCCAUCAGCUUAUCAGAGGCUUGGCGCCCAAUUACGAAUACUUUUUGGAUGUGUUUGGCAUUCACACCAAACGCCAGAAUCUCACCUUCCACAUAGCCUCAUCAACCAUUCAUUUCAACAGAACUCAUCCGGCCUUGUUGAAGGCCAACUCCCUAAGUAUUGUUAAGAUAUCAGGUUUACAUGGGGUGCAAGUGUUUAGUUUUAAGGUCCCUCCUCUUCCCACGCCCGAUUCCCAGACGUCAUUGCGCUAUCUGGUCUUACCCUGUGGCGGCAGUGAAGUCGAUGCCAAGAUUUUGAAACAACGCAAAGUCAUUGGAAAUAUCAGCAACAUUUACCGGCCAACUUACAUUGAUCUCUCCUCGAUACGAGAAGCGGGGCGCUACAUGAUCCGUUUCAAGCCCAGCAAUGAUGACGAAGUUCUUCGCGCCAAUAAAAUUGGGCUGGCCGUAACAACCAAUCGCGUUUUUAGUCAACUGCCCGAAUUGCCCGAAAACAUAACCGUUUUUGAGGUACGAACAAAAUGUCACUCCACCAAAAUUGCCUGGUACAGUUCGCCAGAAAUUCGAACACUCAGUUACUGCAUAAUUGUGUUCAAUUUGCCGCAACGCAAUCGCAGCUCCAUCGAUUAUACAAAUUAUUGCAUGGAUUUUGGCAAGCGUGUAGUGCAGCAUCCGCAGUUUCAUUCAAUAAAAUGCCCCAAAAAAGCUAAAAACCCACCACUUUUGGAAACCGACACCAUUUUCAAUCUAACACCCGGUGAAUCCUAUCUAAUCUAUGUGACGGCCAAUCUGAGCGAAGGCAAGCCGCUACCCUAUCAAUCUCUUAAAGUGAAAAUGCAUCACCAGUGCCCCGAGGAAGUGCUGGGCGCCGAAUCAAGAGAUCAAUCGACCUACUAUUUAAAUUAAGUUUUAAACUAUAAGAAAGCCAACACAAAAAGAAUUCCAAAAAAAGAAGCGAAACACAAUUACAAAACAAGCUAUGAUCUACUCUAAACUAAAUUACAGUAGCAAGGAAAGAAAACGCCAUUGCCAUUUGCUAAUCAAAAAAAGAAACACACAACAAAACAAAAAAAAAGAAAAAGAAAAACCAGAUAUUUGAUAAAUAAGCAACGAAAAAUCAAAUGAAUAUUUUUACAACAACUAAUUUUAAAUUAAAUGUUUUAGUUGUAGGAGAUUUGUUUUUGUAAUGUUUUAGAAUAUCUAUGGAAAACAAGUAGCUUUUAAUUUUGCAGCAAUAAGUUAUGUUAAGAGGGAGAAAAAAUGAAAAACGAAAAAGAAAGCAAAAAAAUUAAAUAUGAUUUGGAUUUAAGAUUUACAGGUCUACCUAAAAUCGAGCGUAGGAGGUCUAAGUUUUUCACCACGAAAAUUGAACACAAGGGAAAUCCAAUGAGGCCUCAGGGAGGCAAAU